Messenger RNA from Haliotis rubra (blacklip abalone), 1802 nucleotides. RefSeq names its product sushi, von Willebrand factor type A, EGF and pentraxin domain-containing protein 1-like. The record is from RefSeq and is a predicted model, not a curated record. NCBI's taxonomy places the organism in Eukaryota, Metazoa, Mollusca, Gastropoda, Lepetellida, Haliotidae. The transcript has 6 exons. Bases 327 to 1178 code for a protein of 283 amino acids.
UGUGGGUCUCCCCUGAAGUUGACAACGCUACCGUGUCCAUAUCCUCUAGUCUUCGGAACGGAAAAGCCACAUAUGCAUGUGUAACAGGGUACAAGCGCGCUUCCGGUUCAAGUAACUUCACAUGUCUCUCAUCGGGUCUGUGGGAGGUUCCUGAUUUAGUUUGUAAAGUUUACUGUGGUGACCCGCCAGAAAAUAACAGGACCGAGGCUUCAAAUACCACUGGAUUCGUCAACGAGACUGUUGAGUACACGUGUAAACCUGGGUAUUCACACCUAUCGGGAUCAACCGUCAUCAGCUGCCAAGAAACAGGGGCAUGGGAGGAACUAAUGAUACAUUGUGAAGUCGACUGUGGAGAUCCCUCGCCAAUAGACCACGCAGACAUGUACGUCAACGCCACAUGGCUGGGUCAGACCGUCAAUUACACCUGCCAUGACGGUUAUGUGCAUACGUCAGGGUCCGACCAGGUCACGUGUCUUGAGACUGGCGUUUGGGAUGUUGCAGAUAUGACAUGUGAAGUCGACUGUGGCGAUCCCUCGCCAGUAGACCACGCAGACAUGUACGUCAACGCCACAUGGCUGGGUCAGAUCGUCAAUUACUCCUGCCAUGACGGUUAUGCUCAUACGUCGGGAUCGGACCAGAUCACGUGUCUCGAGACUGGCGCUUGGGAUGUCGCAAAUAUGACAUGUGAAGUUGACUGUGGAACCCCACCUCCUGUCCUUCACGCCGAGAUGACUGUUUCCGGCACGUGGGAGAGCAACGUUGCACAGUACACAUGCCAUGUUGGGUUUCUGCCUCUGGGGUCAGCAUUCGUCACUUGCCUACAGAACGGCAGUUGGGAAUCUCCGUCUUACAUGUGUGAAGAAGUUGAGCCACCAAAGGAAUUACCAGUUGAUAAAUACGGAAGAACACGCACUGAAAAAUGUAUCUGUCGAUGCAUCAGAAUUCAACGAAAACAAGAAGACAUUGUGGCCGAAAUAUCCAAAAAGCUGACUUUGAACACGAAGAGCCUGCUGUCCAACGUAAUGACAAAGGAAAGCCUUCCGGACGAGAGGAAGUCAUCUCAUGGCAUGGCCUAUGUUGCAAUGUCAGUAAUUGGAACUCUAUUCGGAGUUGUAUUCUUUUCGGACAUAUAUUACGUCAUAAACGGAAUAAAAAGACAUCUUAGCGUUCGUGGAUGAGGGUGAAUAAGAAGUCGUUAAAGAAAACAGAUUCACCUAUGUAGCAAGGGGAGAGGUGAGGAGGGUUAAUACACCCGACCUCGUCUCCUACAGCAGCUAAAAUUUGAUAUGGAGAUACAUUCAUGCUUAACAUUGGAGCUGGCAUCACUUAAAAUAAAAUAUUUAUGUAAUUAAACAUGGUUCGCAUUAGAACUUGUGCAUCAUCUGCAAGCUUUGCCGGAUCCGUACGGUACACUUGUCUGUUGCUAUUUUGAAGAAUGUACAUGGUUAUAAUACUUGUAUAAGUAUUUGUACUUUUGUGACAUCUUCUAGAUAACACGUUUCUCUGACUUUUGAGUGAUUCAAGUGUACCUUCUAACCAAUGAGCGUUUCUCAUACAUGUUUAAGAGGUCACUGUAUAUCUCACCAAAUGGCAAAGCAGCUUUCACUGAUGAGGGUUUCUCAUGCAUCAUUGAAGCAGAUUACUGUUAAGCUCUCCCCAGAAUAAUUAGAAGUAAGUCACAGAUGGCGGCCUUUCAUAGAUUAUAUAAGUAGGUUUCAGUUUAACUCUCACAAUAAAGACCCGUGAAGGUCCGGGUUAGAAUGAGACUUCAGUAACCCAUGCUUGUCGUAACGGGAUCGGGU